Microthlaspi erraticum is the source of this 1131-nucleotide messenger RNA. The record is from the annotation of a GenBank genome assembly. NCBI's taxonomy places the organism in Eukaryota, Viridiplantae, Streptophyta, Magnoliopsida, Brassicales, Brassicaceae.
AUGGAGAUGGGUAAAGUCGAAUGGUCUGAUUUACAUGAAGACCUCAUCGAUUUAAUCGCCGAUCGUGUAUCCGGAAACAUCGACAUCGUCCGUAUGAGUAGCAUCUGUAAACCCUGGCGUUCCACGGUUGCGAACAAGGAGCGUUUCCCGUACCGCUUUAAUCGCAACCUUCCUAAUUUCAAGAAGAAGAAGACUGAUCUCUCUCCCACCGCUUUCUUCCGUGUAACUCUCCCUUCUUCUUCAUGCCCUAACAAAGGAUGGCUGAUCAAAACCAAACAAUUCUCCGAGUCCAGUAAGAUUAAUCUCAUGUCUCCUUUCUUUAACGCGGACAACACCACUACGAAACAAACCCUAGACCUUUUGAAGGUAGGGGUUUCAGAGAUUCGUCAAGCUUACAACGUUGAAUACGUGAGAGUGAAAGACGAUAGAGGCUAUGAUUUUUUUGCAAAUUCGGUAAGAGCUGUUCUCGUACACAAUAUGAUUUUCAAAGUCGAGUGGAACAAGGAAAUCUGGUGUUGCAAGAUCGUAGAAGAGAGUGAAAAAAAAGAAGAAGAGAAAAAAGGAAAAAUUGAAUGGAGACGCAUCGAAAGCAAAGAAGCUGAAUUAUUCUCAGAUAUUAUAGUCCAAAAAGGUCAAAUCUAUGCCUUAGACUUAAAAGGCGCAAUCUGGUGGAUUAGUCUCUCAGAGCUCAAGAUUUUUCAAUACAGACCUUCGACUCCAGUAAUACAAGACUACUUCCACAUGGGUGAUUACUGCAAAGACAAGAGACUCGUGGAGUAUUGUGGAGAUUUAUGUGUUGUUCUUCGUUUAUGUAAGAUAUUCCGCGAAUGGAGAGGUGAUAAAGAGAGGACGGUUGGUUUCACGGUUUAUAAGAUGGACAAGAAUUUGGUCGAAUGGGUUGAGGUUAGUUCCUUGGGAGACAAGGCAAUCAUUAUGUGCAUGGAGAGUUGUUUAGUGGUCUCAGCCUCGGAGUACUAUGGAUGUUUGGAGAACGCUAUCUACUUCACUGAUGAUGAUGGAAGAGAUAAACGGAAGUGUGAAGAUAUUGUUAAAGUGUUCAAGCUUGAAGGUGGCAUUAUCGAUUCUUCUUCUCAGAGUUUUUUAGAGAUGUUCACUCCUCCCUUUCUCUGA